Nannospalax galili (Upper Galilee mountains blind mole rat) is the source of this 3223-nucleotide messenger RNA. It is a transcript of the gene Adgrf3, whose product is annotated as adhesion G protein-coupled receptor F3. Gene Ontology annotation, molecular function: G protein-coupled receptor activity. Gene Ontology annotation, biological process: G protein-coupled receptor signaling pathway; cell surface receptor signaling pathway. Lineage: Eukaryota; Metazoa; Chordata; Mammalia; Rodentia; Spalacidae. The transcript has 14 exons. The record is from RefSeq and is a predicted model, not a curated record. Gene Ontology annotation, cellular component: membrane. The coding region runs from base 1 to 2970 and encodes 989 amino acids.
AUGGCUUCUCCGGCUGUGCCACAGCUGCUCCUGGCCAUGACUCUUCCCUUGCUGUGGUCACCAGUUGCCCCCACAGCCCAACCAGAACUGAGUCAGGCUGGAGAGGAAUCUGGGCAGCAACUGGACCAGGAAAAUGGAGCAGGGGAAACCAUCCUGGUCUCCGGCUAUGCACAUCUGGAAUUUGCAAGUAGGAUCUGGCCACAGGCACUCUCCAGGAACCUUACUCUCCUUGCUGCCUCCACUUCGUUUAUCCCAAGAAAACUUACUGGUCUCAGCCUCACAACAAAGUGUCAUGUGGACCACCAGGGGUGGAGCUACUGUACUUGCAGCUUGGGCUACCAGUGGAACUCCACACUUUGCUCACAUUUCCCUUCCUGCACUAAUCACAGUUCAGACCUUGAUCCUUGCCACUGUCGGAUCUUCCAUGAUCCUGUCCCCAGCUACUGCCAGUUGCUGCCACCUGUCCCUGCAAACCUGACUCUGGGCUCCCACCUGCAGAUGCCUGGGAACACGCUGAAUAUCACUCUCUUCAUGAGCCAGGAGGCCACUAACCUGAGAUGGUUCUUGAAGCACCCAAACCGCAAACUCAUCCUCCUAUGGCCUGGGACAAAUGUGUUCCAGACUUACAAACAGGGCCAGGCUGGCCUUAGUGUCACCCACGUAUCCUACCACUGGACAGGUAAGUACAUAAGCAUUUUCGAGGCCCAGGGAUUCAGGUGGAAUCUGUACCAGGAGGUGCAGGUGCCCUUGGAAGAAAAAGAAGUGACUCGACUUCCAGACCAGCUGUCCAUCUCCUGUGCCACCUCCCCGGGCUUCCAGCUGAGCUGCUGCAUCCCCAGAACAAACGUGGCCUACAUUGCUGCCUGGAGUCCCAAUAAGGACAGUCAAGCUUCCAUGCACAAUACAUCAGACUCUCAAUGCCUUGUGCUGGCUGUUCAGCACUGCCCAGCAGCUGACACCACAUACACUUGUACCCUUCAGAGCCAGAAUGUGACUCCUCUCAUGGCUCCUGUCUCUGUCACCAUCAUCCAGGAUGGAGAUACCACCUGCCCUGAGGACUUCUCAGUUGUUGCCUGGAAUGUCACCAAAGCUGGCCAUGUGGCUCAGGCCCCAUGUCCCAUGAAUAAGAGGGGCAUGAUAAAGAGGUCCUGUUGGUCUGAUGGGGUCUGGGGGCCCAUUCAGAACAGCUGCACAGAGGGGAGCAUUCUAAUCUUGUGUCAGGAAGCCCAGCUGCUGCUGGCAGGCCAGGGGAAGCCUGAUGAGGAGGUGCCAUUUAUCCUGAGUCAGCUACGAGGGCAGGUGAAGGUAGCCAGCACCCCCUCUGACUUAUGGGAACUGCUGCACAUUGUGACCAUACUGGCUGAGGUGGUGGUAGAGAAAAGAAUGGAGCUGACAGGCCGUGCCCUGAAGGAUCUCCUGGAAACCACAGACAACAUUCUGGAUGUGAACACCAGCUCUCUGUGGACCCUGGCCCAGGCCGAGAAGCCCUCGAUGGGCUCAGAUUUCCUGCAGGCUGUGGAGAUCUUGGUACACAGCUUGAGCCCACAGCAGCAUCCUUUCUCCUUUACCACAUCUAAUCUACAGAUACAGAGCCAGCUCUUCAGACACACCUCUUCUCCUGGCUACAAUAUGUCCUUUUCCACCGGGGCCCUCCUGAAGGUACAGAUCCCCUGGUACUCACUGGCUCCAUUGGUCCACAAUGGAACCAACAUCAGUAUUACUAGCCUGGUACUGCAAAAACUGGACCAUCUCCUGCCCUUAAACUAUAUACAAGGGCUAGGGAAUGCCCCAUAUACCACUCCUGGUUUGGUACUUGUCAUCGCCAUCAUAGCAGAUGGCCAGGCCUUCACCCAGGCAGAGGUCAUCAUAGACUUUGAGGACAUGAAUGGAACCCUACACUGUGUCUUUUGGGACCACAGUCUCUUCAAGGGCCACGGGGGCUGGUCCAAUGAAGGGUGCCAGGCACAGGCAGCCGGAGCUGUCACUCAAUGCAUCUGCCAGCAUCUCACUGCCUUCUCCAUCCUCAUGUCCCAACACACUGUCCCAGAAAGUCCUAUCCUGAACCUGCUAGGGCAGGUGGGCCUGGGAGCUUCCAUCCUGGCAUUGCUCCUGUGCCUGGGUGUGUAUAGGCUGGUAUGGAGAGUGGUGGUACGGAACAAAGUCGCCUUCUUCCGCCACGCUGCCCUGUUUAACAUGGUGAUCUGUUUGCUGGCUGCAGACACAUGCUUCCUAGGAGCCCCAUUCCUUCCUCAGGGGUACAGCAGCCCACUCUGCCUGGCCACUACCUUCCUGAGCCACUUUUUCUACCUGGCCACUUUUUUCUGGAUGUUAGCACAGGCCCUGGUGCUGGCCCACCAGUUGCUUUUUGUCUUCCAUCAGCUGUCUAAGCACUUAGUUCUCUCACUGAUGGUGAUCCUGGGCUACCUGUGUCCACUGGGGUUUGCAGGUGUCACCCUGGGCCUCUACCUGCCCCAAGGGAAAUACCUGUGGGAGGGGAAAUGCUUUUUGAAUGUGAAUGGAGUCAGGCUGCACAUGUUCAGUGAGCCAGUGCUGGUCAUUGUCUUUGUGAAUGGGCUGGUACUUGCCAUAGCUGUGCUGAAGUUGCUGAGACCUUCACUGUCAGAGGGGCCCCCAGUGGAGAAGCGCCAAGCUCUUGUGGGAGUGCUCAAAGCCCUGCUUAUUCUCACACCUGUCUUUGGCCUCACCUGGGGACUAGGUGUGGCCACUCUAUUAGACCAAGUCUCCGAAGUCCCUCACUACAUCUUCACCAUUCUCAACAGCCUCCAGGGUGUCUUCAUCUUAGUGUUCGGCUGCCUCACAGACAAGAAGGUACUAGAGGCCUUAAGCAAACGCUUCUGUGGCACCCAGCCCUCCAACUCUGCCAUCUCUCUGGCCACAAAUGAAACCUACAUCUCAGAACCUGGCAAAAGAAGUGAACAUGCCAGUUAUGAAGAAAGGAUGAAUACUUGAUAGGCACCUCUGAUCUUCUUAACAUUACAUUGAAGAUGAAGGACUGAAUUUGGGGGCUUUGGGGGGGGUCAAGUAAUCUAUUUACAAAGUUCUGGCUAAUAUAACUGCUUUUAAAAUAUAACAAAAAUAGGUCAUUUACUAGCCUGUGAAGUAGGUGACACAUGGCAUAGAAAAAACUGCAUAGUUAAAUUAUUAAAGCAGACAAUUGAAAAUUAAUGAAGCUUUUGCAAUAUUUUUUAAAAAUAUUUUUUUU